AUGCCGCCAGCCACAAACCAUUUCAGAGGAUACCUGUCUUUAAGUUGUUUUAAAGUCAUUCUGUUCUGGGCUACAAGCUUCUCCUCUGGGGAGGUCCAGGAGCAGCUCAUCAGCUCCUUGUAUCAGCCGGCCGGAGUGGCCCCCGAGUCGCUGGAGUACAUUGAAACCCACGGCAUGGGCACCAAGGUGGGUGACCCCCAGGAGCUGAAGGGCAUCGGCCAAGCCCUGUGUGCCACCCACCAGGAGCCACUGCUGAUCGGCUCCACCAAGUCCAACAUGGGGCACCCAUAGACAGCCUCGGGGCUGGCAGCCCUGGCCAAGGUGCUGCUGUCCCUGGAGCACAGGCUCUGGGCCCCCAACCUGCACUUCCACAACCCCAACCCUGAGAUCCCAGCACUGCUGGACAGGCGGCUGCAAGUGGUGGAGCAGCCCCUGCCCGUCCGUGGUGGCAAUAUGGGCAUCAACUCCUUCGGCUUUGGGGGUUCCAACGUACAUGUCAUCCUGAAGCCCAACACACAGCCGCCCCCAGCACCUGCCCCACACGCCACCCUGCCCCAUCUGCUGCAGGCCAGUGGAUGCACCCCCGAGGCCAUGCAGAAACUGCUGGAGCAGGGCCUCCAGCACAGCCAGGACCUGGCCUUCCUGAGCAUGCUGAAUGACAUUGCAGCUGCCUCCACCACUGCCAUGCCCUUCCGUGGCUACGCCAUGCUGUGUGGCAAGAGCAGUGGCCUGAAGGUGCAGCAGGUGCCCACUGGCGAGCGCCCACUCUGGUUCAUCUGCUCUGGGAUGGGCACGCAGUGAUGUGGGAUGGAGCUCAGCCUCAUGUGCCUGAGCCUCUUCCGAGACUCCAUUCUACGCUCUGACGAGGCUGUGAACCCACUCGGCCUGAAGGCGUCACAGCUGCUGCUGAAAGACGAGAGUACCUUUGACAACAUCAUCCACGCCUUUGUGAGCCUGACCGCCAUCCAGAUAGGCCUCAUAGACCUGCUGAGCUGCAUGGGGCUGAGGCCAGAUGGCAUCAUCGGUCACUCCCUGGGGAAAGUGGCCUGUGGUUACGCUGAUGGCUGCCUGUCCCAGGAGGAAGCUGUUCUCUCCGCCUACUGGAGAGCGCAGUACAUCAAAGAAGCCAACAUCCCAAAAGGCGCCAUGGCAGCUGUGGGCUUGUCCUGGGAGGAGUGUAAGCAGCGCUGUCCCCCGGGCAUGGUGUCUGCCUGCCACAACUCUGAGGACAUGGUGACCAUCUCGGGGCCUCAGGGCCCGGUAUACGAGUUCGUGGAACAGCUGAAGCAGGAGGGCGUGUUUGCCAAGAAGGUGCGGAUGGGCAGCAUGGCUUUCCACUCCUACUUGAUGGAGGGCAUCGCACCCCCGCUGCUGCAGGCACUCAAGAAGAUGAUCCAGGAGCUGAAGCCACGAUAGGCCUGCUGGUUCAGCACCUCCAUCCUCGAGGCCCAGUGGCACACCAGCCUGGCAUACACAUGCUCCCCUGAGUACAACGUCAACAACCUGGUGAGCCCCGCGCUGUUCCAGGAGGCCCUGGGGCACUUGCCUGAGCAUGCAGUGGUGCUGGAGAUCGUGCCCCACACCCUGCUGCAGGCUGUCUUGAAGUGUGGCCUGAAGCCAAGCUGCACCAUCAUCCCCCUGAUGAAGAAGGACCACAGGGACAACCUGGAGCUAUUCCUCACUGGCAUCAGCAAGCUGCACCUCUCAGGCAUUGAUGCCAACCCCACUGCCUUGUUCCCACCUGUGGAGUUCCUGGUUCCCCGAGGAAUGCCCCUCAUCUCCCUGCUCAUCAAGUGGGACCACAGCCUGGCCUGGGAUGUGCCAGCCGCCGAGGACUUCCCCAGUGGUUCUGGUUCCCCAUCGGCCACCAUCUACACCAUUGACACCAGUCCUGAGUCUCCUGACCACUACCUGGUGGACCACCGCAUCAACGGCCGUAUCGUCUUCCCUGCCACUGGCUAUCUGUGCCUCGUGUGGAAGAUGCUGGCCCGUGCCCUGGGCCUGGCCGUGGAACAGCUGCCCGUGGUGUUUGAGGACGUGGAGGUGCACCAGGCCACCAUCCUGCCUAAGACUGGGACCAUGUCCCUGGAGGUGUGGCUCCUGGAGGCCUCCCACACCUUCGAACUGUCAGAGAGUGGUCACCUGAUAGUGAGUGGGAAGGUGUAUCAGUGGGAGGACCCUGACCCCAGGCUCUUUGACCACCCGGAAAGCCCUGCCCCCAGCCCCAGGGAGCCAUUCUUCCUGGUCCAGGCUGAAGUGUACAAGAACCUGCGUCUGUAUGGCUACAAAUAUGGCCCUCACUUCCAGGGCAUCCUGGAGGCCAGCCUGGAUGGCAACUUGGGUAAGCUACUAUGGAUGGACUACUGGGUGCCCUUCCUGGAUGCCAUGCUGCAGAUGUCCAUCCUGAGCAAAAGCCAGUGCAGCCUGCUGCUGCCCACCCGCAUCACUGCCAUCCACAUCGACCCUGCCACCCACAGGCCGAAGCUGUACACACAGCAGGACGAGGCCCAAGUGGCUGAUGUGGUGGUGAGCAGGUGCCUGAAGACCACAGUGACUGGAGGCGUCCACCUCUUCCUGCUCCAUGCCUCAGCAGCCCCGCGGCGACAGCAGGAACACUGGGCGCCCAUCCUGGAGAAGUUUUGUUUCACGCCCCAUGUGGAGGAUGGGUGCCUAUCUGGGAACACUGCUCUGAAGGAGGAGCUGUGGCUGUGCAAGGGACUGGUGCAGGCACUGCAGACUAAGGUGACCCAGCAGGGGCUGAAGAUGAUGGUGCCCAGACUGGAUGGGGCCCAGGUCCCCCAGGACUCCCUGCAGCAGGCACUGCCCCAGCUGCUGUCAGCUGCUUGUGAGCUUCAGCUUAACGAGAAUCUACAGCUGGGGCUGGCACAGUUGCUUGCCCAGGAAAUGUUUGAGUUGCCAGAGGACCCUCUGCUCAGUGGCCUCCUGGACUCCCUAGCACUCAAGGCCUGUGUGGACACAGACCUGGAGAACAUCCCCAGCCUGAAGAUGAAGGUGGUAGAGGUGCUGGCUGGCCAUGGUCACCUGUAUUCCCACAUCCCAGGCCUGCUCAACACGCAGCCCCUGCUGCAGCUGAGCUACACGGCCACUGACCACCACCCUCAGGCCCUGGAGCUGCAGCAGCAUGGCAUCGCCCAGGGCCAGUGGGACCCCUCGGACCCUGCCCCCAGCGCCCUGGGCAGCACUGAUCUCUUGGUGUGCAACUGUGCAGUGGCUGCUCUCAGGGACCCAGCCUCAGCCCUUGGCAAUAUGGUGGCUGCCCUGAGAGAGGGUCCAGUGGGAGGGCACAUCCCAGAGGAAGUCCGGUGCAGCGAGGAGGCGGCCUUGGUGCCCGUCGUCUACACCACAGCCUACUAUGCACUGGUGGUGCGCGGGCGGGUGCAGCGCAGGGAGACGGUGCUCAUCCACUCAGGCUCGGGUGGCAUGGGCCAGGCCGCCAUCGCCAUCGCCCUCAGUCUGGGCUGCCACGUCUUCACCACCAUGAGGUCGGCCGAGAAACAGGCAUACCUCCAGGCCAGAUUCUCCCAGCUUGACAGCACCAGCUUCACCAACUCGAGGGACACGUCAUUCGAGAAGCAAGGCGGGAAGGGCGUUGACCUGGUCCUGAACUCCUUGGCGGAAGAGAAGCUGCAAGCCAGCAUGAGGUGCUUGGCUCAGCACGGCCGCUUCCUGGAAACUGGCAAAUUUGACCUUUCUAACAAUCACCCGCUUGGCAUGGCCAUCUUCUUGAAGAACGUGACCUUCCACAGGAUCCUUCUGGACUUGCUCUUCAACUAUGCCAGUGCUGCCUGGCGGGAGGUGACAGCACUUUUGCAGCCUGGCAUCCACAAUGGAGUAGUGCAGCCCCUCAAGUGCACCGUGUUCCCCAGGACCCAGGUGGAGGACGCCUUCCACUACAUGGCCCAGGGGAAGCACAUUGGCAAAGUCGUCACGCAGGUGCGUGCGGAGGAGCCGGAGGCUGUGCUGAAGGGGGCCAAACCCACGCUGAUUGCGGCCAUCUCCAAGACCUUCUUCCUGCCCCACAUGAGCUAAGUCGCCGCCGGUGGCCUGGGUGGCUUCGGCUUGGAGCUGGCCCAGUGGCUGAUAAAGCGCGGGGCCCAGAAGCUGGUGCUAAUGGCUCGCUCCGGGAUCCGGACAGGCUACCAGGCCAAGAAGGUCCGAGAGUGGAGGCAUCUGGGCGUGCAGGUGCAGGUGUCCACCAGCAACGCCAGCUCGCUGGAGGGGGCCCGGGGCCUCAUCGCCGAGGCUACGCAACUCAAGCCCAUGGGCGGCAUCUUCAACUUGGCCAUAGUCUUAAGAGACGCCAUGCUGGAGAAUUAGAGCCCAGAGUCCUUCCAGGACAUCAGCAAGCCCAAGUACAGCGGCACCCUGAACCUGGACAAGGUGACCCGGGAGGCAUGUCCUGAGCUGGACUACUUCGUGGUCUUCUCUGUGAUCUAUGGGCGCGGCAAAGCAGGACAGACCAACUAUGGCUUUGCCAACUCCACCAUGGAGCGCAUCUGCGAGAAACACCUGCACGACGGCCUCCCAGGCCUGGCCAUGCAGUGGGGCGCCAUCGGCGAUGUGGGCAUGGUGCUGGAGGCAAUGGGCACCAACGACAUGGUCAUCAGGUGCACACUGCCCCAGCGCAUGGCCUCCUGCCUGGGGGUGCUGGACCUCUUCCUGAACCAGCCCCAUGCCGUCCUGAGCAGCUUCGUGCUGGCUGAGUAGGCUGCGGCCUACAAGGAUGGAGACGGCCGGCGGGACCUGGUGAAGGCCGUGGCACCCAUCCUGGGCAUCCGCGACUUGGCUGGUGUCAACCUGGACAGCUCCCUGGCGGACCUGGGGCUGGACUUGCUCAUGGGCGUGGAGGUGCGCCAGACACUGGAGCACGAGCACGACCUGGCACUGUCCAUGUGUGAGGUAAGGCAGCUCACGCUCCGGAAGCUGCAGGAGCUGUCUUCGAAGGCAGAGCUGGCAUCCCCCACGCCCAAGAACAGCCCGGCCCAGCAGCAGAGCCAGCUGAACCUGCGCUCCCUGCUGGUGAACCCCGAGGGCCCCACCAUGACACGGCUCAACUCCGUGCAGAGCUCCUAGCGGCACCUGUUCCUGGUGCACCCAAUCGAGGGCUCCACCAUUGUGUUCCACAGCCUGGGCUACAGGCUCAGCAUCCCCACCUAUGGCCUGCAGUGCACCCGAGCUGCCCUCCUAGACAGCAUCCACAGCCUGGCCGCCUACUACAUCGACUGCAUCCGGCAGAUGCAGCCCGAGGGCCCCUACCGCGUGGCUGGCUACUCCUAUGGGGCCUGCUUGGCCUUUGAGUUGUGCUCCCAGCUGCAGGCGCAACAGAGCCUGGCCCCUACCAACAACCGCCUCUUCCUGUUUGACGGCUCGCACACCUACGUGCUGGCCUACACGCAGAGCUACCGGGCAAAGCUGACCCCAGGCUGCGAGGCUGAGGCCGAGACAGAGGCCAUGUACUUCUUCGUGCAGCAAUUCACCGACGCGGAGCACAGCAGGGUGCUGGAGAUGCUGCUGCCGCUGAAGGGCCUGGAGGAGCGCGUGGCAGCCGCCGUGGACCUGAUCACCAAGAGCCACCAGGGCCUGGACCGCCAGGAGCUGAGCUUCGCAGCCCUAUCCUUUUACUACAAGCCGCGCGCCGCCAAGCAGUACACGCCCAAGGCCAAGUACCACCGCAACGUGACGCUGCUGCGCGCCAAGACGAGCGGCGCGGAUUACAACCUCUCUCAGGUGUGCGACGGAAAGGUGUCUGUCCACAUCAUCGAGGGUGACCACCGCACGCUGCUGGAGGGCCGCGGCCUGGAGUCCAUCAUCAGCAUCAUCCACAGCUCCCUGGCUGAGCCACCUGUGAGUGUGCGGGAGGCCUAGGUCCCACCCCCGCCUGCCCCUGGGAGGC
Messenger RNA from Callithrix jacchus (white-tufted-ear marmoset), 5914 nucleotides. The record is from RefSeq and is a predicted model, not a curated record. Lineage: Eukaryota; Metazoa; Chordata; Mammalia; Primates; Cebidae.